AUGGCCGGAGGCGGCGGGUGCGUCCUUGCAACCCGGCUCGGCAAUGGCGUAUGCGACGACGGCUCGCCGUUUUCCGGCGGUGAUGCGGCUGCCUCGCCGGUGGUCGACCUUCGGUGCCAUGCCUGCGACGGCGGCGAUUGCUCGUCAUGCGGUUGUUCCGCGGCAUGCUCGGCCCAUGGCGUGUGCAUCGACGACUCGCGCUGCGUCUGCGCUCCUGGUUGGGCUGGCCCAUCCUGCGCCCUCGCCGCCACGUCCUGCGCGCCAGGCGUUCCGGCCGCCCUCACCGCUGCAUCGGGCUCGUUCCGUGUCGGCGGCGACAUCCCGCCCGGCGCGGCCUGCGGCUGGCUCAUCCGCCCCGCUUCAGCCGCCGCCCAUCACCUCCUACGCGUUUCACUGGCAGACAUCGAGCUCGACCGCCGCUCCACCGUCCGAGUCUACGCCGGCUCGCGUGCAGCCGACGGUGCCGACGCCCGUCUGCUGGCGGCCAUUCCGCUGGUCCCGGGCGCAACAAGUGAUCCUGUCGUCGUCCACGCUCCGGUCUCCGGCGCGUCAAUUGUGUUCUUCGGCGCUCACUACCAGCAUACCGCCGCCUCGGGCUUCACGGUGUCGUGGGCUGUUGAGGCCGCGUCGGCCGCGCCCCCAGCCUCGGGUCCUGCACUCUGUGCGCCCAAGACCGCCGUCGCCGUCUCGCAAGUCACCUCGACUGGCUCGGUUGACCUCGACGCCGCCACCUCGAUUGGCCCCGGCGAGUCGUGCGUCUGGCUGCUGAGCGGGCCGGCCGCCUCUGUUCUCAGUUUUGAGCUCUUGACGCUGCAGACGGUUGCUGGAGAGGUUGUCGUCCGCCUGCGCGACGGCAGUAGUCCGGAUGGGACUAUCCUGAUGGAGGCGACCGGCUCGGCCAUUUCCGGCACCAUUCCGCCGGCAUCGGGCGCCACCGCUCGACUUGAAAUCCUCGCCGCCGGUGAGCUUUCGGCGCUGCCGGUCGUCAGCCUCGGCUUCCGAGCCAACUCUGGCGCUCCACCUGGACCUGCUCCGCCACCGGCGCUCUCGACCGCCGAUGGUGACCACUGCUACGGCGUCCAGGUCUUGACCGGGUUGGUAGGCGAGAUCGCCAACCCAUCGGGUUCGGCCACCACUUACCGGCCGAAUGCAAGGUGCGCGUGGGUUGUGACGCCGACCAUCUGCGCCGGCACCCUUCAGGUCACCAUCGACGCCACCGCCACCUCCCUCGUCCACGGUGGCGCCGUCCUGCGCAUCCUCGACGGUCCGGUCAGUACCGACGCCCAGAUUGUCGAGUUCUCCGGCAACGCGUCGAGUUUGCCCGCAGAGGCGCUGGUUUGGCGAGGGUCGGGCCCGAGCGUUCGCAUCGAGUUUGAAUCGGGGCCUGAGCCCAACGUCGACGCUGGAUUCAAGGUCUCGUGGGACUGCCUCGGCAGCGACACCAAUAGCCAGCAGUACACUCUACCGCGGCAGGUCGCCGACGACCACCGCGUCGUGCUCCGCCUUGCCAUCCACGACUCUGCCGCGACCUCGGAGCCGUUCCUUGCAAGCGACAACGCGUCGUGGAACGUGACGUCGAUGGCAACUGGCAAGGUCCUGCUCUCCUCGACCAUGCUCGCGGGCCUCAGCGCGUCGCCGACCGACGAGCCGCGCGGCGACUCUCUACUUGCCGCUAACUUGCCGGCUGCAGGCGAUUUUCUCCUUGGCUCCAUGGCUGCCACCGCAACCCACGUUGCCAAUCCGUGCAGACUCACCGAGGUGCCGACCGUUGCCUCGCUUGGUGCCAUCGGCACCGCCCUCAACAUCUCUUGCUCGGUCGUUGUCCCCUCGGCCGCACUUGAUGCCUUUGUCCUCACAGUUGCCGGCCGCAUCGCCGAGCCCACAUGCGGCUCGGUGAGCGACAACGCCGCCAACGAGGAGCGGCUCGGUGACGACCCAUGCACCCGCAACACCACCGACAAUUCGCUCGAGUGCUGCAUCUACGACACCCACUUUGCCGAGGACUACUCGGCGCUCAUCUAUGAUGUCACCGUCGACGAGACCGUCUGCUGCACCGCAAGCGCCUCGAUGUACAACGCAUCGUCGCCGGUCUGCGCCGGCAACUACUCUGUCCCCUGCGAGUCGACCACCACCGCUGCUCUCUCGGUUGUCUACGAGGCGACCGGCCUCUCGCGAGUCAUUGCCCAAUCCGCCGUGAGUAUCGCCCACCUCGGCUACGGCUCUGCUGUUGUCCAGGCCUCGCCUGAUCCCGCUGCGACCGCGGUCGGCACCGCUGACGCGAGCCUCGUUGUUGCCCUCGACCUGAGUCCGGACGACUCGUCAAUCAGCGCGUCGUGGACAAUUGACGGCGGCUCGAGCUCGUUCACCGCUGGCCCGGCGCUCUGCCCGCCCAACUCCGCCAUCGACGGGCAGGAUGCGAGCUUUGCGCGCCUCUGCAACAUCACCGUCACGUCCGGCACCUUGUACAACUUUACGCUCACCGUCUCGCCGCCGUCGGCGCUCCGCAGCUACAGCCUGUACGCAGUCUCAGACGGGCCGUACGUGGUGGCCGAAGCCGAUGGCUCUGGAUUCAGCGGCUCCGAAUCGGUUGAGUUUGUGGUGAGCAACCGGUGCCGCGGUUUGGCGACGCUGACCGGCGCCGAUGCCUCCCGUGGCAUCGUCACGGCUCAUCUGCCUGCACGCACUUUCAAUCAACUCGUGGCGCCCGGCGCCGCUGGCGACGUGCUCACCGUCUACGACGGCCCGGACGAGCGGUACCCUGUUCUUGGCGUCCUCGACGCCUCAAAUAUUGUGGAUAGGAGCAAUGCUGGCUCGGCAGUUCUUCCUGCACUCGCCACCCGCGCCACGGCCUCGCGGAUGCUGGUUGUCGCCACCAGCUCGAGCGGCCAGGCCACAGCGCCAGUGCUGAGCUUCGAGUACACUUUCCGCGACGCAUCCAGCGUCUGCGCAAGCCGGAGCCAGUCGACAUGCGCGUGCUCGCAGCACGUUGCCUGUGGGUGGUGCCCCGGGACGGGAGCAUGCGUGCCUGUGGCCGGCAGCGCCUGUGGUCUCGAUGCGCAAGUCUGCACGGUCACCCUCAAUUCGGGCGCAACCGUGAGCGAGCUCUCUGCUGCACUCAGUGCCGCGCCGCGGCAUGCCACCACUGCGCUCGUCGAUGUGGUGCUUCCUGACACCCACGCAGGCUGUCUGUCCGACGGGCUCAUGCUCGACGGGGUGCUGGGCGGGCCCGAGGUGCGGAUUCGCGGCAAUGGGCCGGCGACGACAACUCUAGACUGCUCCGGCACCACUGGCGGAGCGCGUGCCUUUCGCGUUGGUGGCUCGGCGCGAGUCACGCUCGCCGACAUGACGAUCACCGGCUGCUCAGCAUCCGGCGCAGGUGGCUCGCUGUGGAUCGACAGUGGCUCACUAACGCUCUCGAACGUGGUGGUGUCCACGUCGCAGGCAAGCGGCUGCGGCGGAGGCGUUGCCGUCUCGGGCUCAGGCUUUGCCAGCUUCAUCAGCGGCUCGCAAAUUGUCUCAUCAACCGCGGCUGGACACGGCGGUGCCGUCUGCAUCUCCGGCCCCGCCGCCUCGGCCAAGCUGCAAGACACCACGCUUCAGGCCAAUACUGCGGGCGGCGACGGCGGUGGCCUGUACGUCGGCGACGAAGCGUCUGUGGCGGGCGGUCUGGAGGACCUCACUGUCUCGAACAAUACUGCCGGCGGAAGUGGCGGCGGCAUUGCGCUGCACGGCGUCUCGGGCGCUCUCGCCCGCUCGACGCUGAACGGCAACUCUGCAGGUGUCGAUGGCGGCGACUUGGCGGUGGACGGCAGCGGUUCGGUCUCGAUGGACACCUGCACCUGCGGCGCCGGCUCUCUUGCUGUCCGUGGCGGAGCACUGGCGGCCACCAAUGCCACGGUGGACCUCUUGGGCGCAAGCACGAUUUCGGGCGCGAGCGCGUCAGUGAGCGGAGGCGGAAUUUGGGCCACGUCCGGGGCGACGGUCACUGUCGCCGCAGGUGUCACGCUCUCGUCCAACACAGCCGACAGCGGCGGCGGCCUCGCGCUUGCGGCGUCGAGCACAGCCACACUCACUGGCGUCACUGUUAGCAGCAAUACCGCAAGUGGGCCCAGAGGUGGCGGCGGCGGCAUUGCAGCCGCUCACUCGAGCACGAUCAACCUCGGCGCCGGAACAAGCGUCAGCUCGAACUCCGCCAGCGUCGGGUGCGGCGGUGGACUGGCGCUAAGUAGCGGAGCGAGUGUCGACGUGGCAGCGAGCGUGACCACGAACGCCAACUCUGCAGCGGACGGCGGCGGUGGGCUCUGCCUCGCCGGCACAGGAACGAGCGCGAGCCACAGCGCGGCAAGCUGGCGGCUGGAGGGCAACAUGGCGAGCGGCCCGGGCGGCGGCGCGGUUUUGGUCACCUCAGGCGCGAGCUGGACGGCGGCAGGCAGUGUGCUAGCGGGAAACUCUGUCGUAGGGGCCUCGGGCAGCGGUGGGAGUCUGUUGGCGGUAGGCUCAGGCUCGUCUGCAAGCCUCAGCGGUGCGAGCUUGGUGGUGCUCUCGCGGGCAGCGUUUGGCGGCGGCCUUGCGGUGAGCGCCGGUGCCACGCUGGCGGUCUCCGGGAGUGCGCGGAUCGAAGGCUGCACGGCCAGCCGGAGCGGCGGAGGGCUCUGGGCGGGCGGACUUGGUAGCGAGCACGGCGGCGAGAGCGGAAGCGGGACGGUGACUCUGAACGGGGCUCUGGUGACCGGCAACGUUGCCAGCGAGUACGGCGGCGGCCUGUGGCUGCAAGCUGUCGGCGUGGCGUCGGUGACCGGCGCCACGUUCCACAACAACAGCGCCGGGAGCAGCGGAGGAGGGCUUGGCGCAAGCGCGUCGUCGGGCGUGGCGGUGAGUGGCACAACUCUUACCGCGAAUGUGGCUAGUCAGCGCGGCGGCGCAGUGUUUGCACUCGAGGCCGAGGUGUCUGUGAGCGGCGGGCUGAUGAGGAGCAACUCGGCGGGCGUGAGCGGCGGCGGGCUGGCGGGCGGCUCGAUGUCGGUUCUCGCGUUGACUGGCGGAGUGCUCGUGAGCCACAAUCGGGCCGGGCAAGCUGGCGGCGGCAUAGCUGCCGCCGAUGGCGCAAGUUUGCGGGUGACUGGGCCGUCUGGCGCAGCUAUUGAGCACAAUGUGGCGGUGCUCGGCGGCGGGCUGUACGCGGUGCGUGCAGCGGCUGUCGAUCUGACGUCGGCCUCUCUCUCGCACAACGUUGCGAGCAAGGCCGGCGGCGGCGCGCACGUCUCGCUGCUAGAGAGCGUACUGGUGCUUGCGGACACGGCGGUGGUCAACAAUACUGCACCGUGGCGUGGCGGUGGCGUGUUUGCGUACGGGUGCUCUGUGGCAGUGAGUGGAUCGGCGGUGGUGAGCAACAACGGAGUGGCGCAGGCAACCUCGUUGCCAGAGUUGGUGCCCGGCGAUGACGUGCACGAGCCAGAGAGCGUGUCUGGCGCAGGUCUCGGCGGCGGUGUGUACUGCCUGUCGGACGUGGCCGAGCUGGGCGUGCCGGUGCUGGGCGUGAGCGGAGCGUCGGUGGUUGUUCGGGAGAACAACGCAACGUUCGGCGGCGGGCUGUUCGCGGAUGGAUGCGCGCUGAAUGUGAGCUCGGGCGCUACGGUGGAAGACAACGGUGCAACUGUGGACGGCGGUGGGCUGUUUGGGCGCGUGGCGACAGUGAGCGUGAGCGCGAUCACUUGCCGUGGUAACUUUGCCGGCGGCGCCGGCGGGUGCCUGGUGGUUGACCACGGCACCUCGGGCUCAGUGACGAGCUCGACGCUGCGCAACAACGUUGCGGUUGGCCCGGGCGGGGCCGUGCAUUGGCGCGACUUGGCGCAGCCGCUCACCGAGGCGGGCAACACGUUUUCGGGCAAUGCUGCUGUGUAUGGGCCGGAUCACGCAACGCAUGUGGCGCGGCUGCAACUCCUCUCGGAGCCCCCGAACAUUCCAUACGCGUCCGGGCUCGAGGUGGCAGAUCCGUGGGUGCUGGGCCUUGUGGACUUUUACGGGCAGCCUGCGGUGACAGCGAACGCGCUGGUGACGCUGACAGUGCCAAACGCGGUAGUUCGUGGCGGAGUCGAGUCUGCGGUCGCUGGUGUGGCGCGGUUUGGCAAGGUUGCGGUGACAGCAUACCCGGGCAUUCCGCAGAACAUGACGUUUUCGAUCCGGUCGCUUCCGCUUGUCACGCCUGCGCUUGACUCUAUCAUCAUCCGGGCGUGCCUUCCGGGCGAGUUUCUUGUGGGAGAGAUUUGCCUGCUGUGCGAGACUGGGACGUACUCGGACGUGCCCAACGCGCCGCGGUGCUCCAAGUGUGCACCGCGGACGUAUGCGCCGAACCAGGGCAUGGCGGCGUGCCUCCCGUGCCCGCCAGGCACGUUUUCGGACGUCGAGGGCCGGUCGUCGUGCUCCGAGUGCGAUCCAGGGCGGUUCUCCAAGGGCAACGUGACGCGGUGCUCCGAGUGUCCCGAAGGAACAUACCAGCCGCGGCGCGGUUCGUCGUCGUGCUGCCUCUGCUCGAGUGGGACGUGGAAUCCGCGGACGGGGCAGACCGAGUGCGAGCCGUGCAAGGCCGGGACGUACACGUUCAACCCGCUGCUCGAGUGUGUGCCGUGCGACUUGUCGAGCUCAUCGUGCGAGCUUGACCUCGUGAAGGCCAAUCCGGGCUUUUACCGGUUUCUUGUGGAGAAAGAGCAGGAAGAGGUGGAUCGGCUGGGCAACUCUGAUGCGACGGUGGCACGGAUGCUCAACGAGUCGGUGGCUGAGCUAUGCGGGGCGGAUGUGAAUGGGACAACGUUCCAGACGAACCAGCCGCAGUUCCAGGUGGUGACGGGCGCCAAAUUUGACGUGUUCUUUGGCAAGUGCGAGACCUCGCUCUGCCGUGGCGACAACGAGUGCGCGCCGCACCACACCGGCGAUUUGUGUGGCAGUUGCGUGCCGGGCUUCAAGCUGACGGCCGGUAAGUGCGUCGAAUGCAAGGAGCCGAAUGUGAUGGCCAUCCUGAUUGCCGGUGUUGUGCUGCCUCUGGCGUUCACCUGGUUCAACUUUUGGUUUGCCUCGGCGUCGUCGGGCAACACCAAGAUCAUUGUGUUCUUUGGCCAGAUGUUCGGGUUUCUCAUUGCAGCGUUCCCGCGGCGACAGGCGGAGGACGCCAACACGUGGACGCUCUUCUCGGCCUCGCUCGACUCGAUUCCGGACACGUGCAUGAUGCCGCUCUCGAUCUACCAGAUGUUUAUCAUCAAGAUGUUUGUUCCGGUGUACUUUGUUAUGCUCCUGCUGCUGGUGUGGAGCUUUGAGCGGCUGCUCCACAGGUGCAUUGACCUGUACGGUGAGAAAAAUCCCGAGAUCGCGGAGCUCAAGUGGGAAGAUGAAGCUGAGGAGAGAGUGAUUCUUCUGGCGGCCAAAGCGGCGAUGCUUCGGAUCCAUAUGCGCGGGAUGGAGGCAGAAGACAACGUCAUGGCGGCGACAUCGGUGGGCACAGUCGCUGGCGUGUCGAUGUCGAAGCACAAGUCGAAGAAGAAGAAGAAGGACCACAGCCGCAAGAAGCGCAAGGCGAAGCGGAAGCGCAAGUCAUCUUCGACUAUGUCAAGUACCAGCUCCAGCUCGAGCAGCUCCAGCUCGAUCGGAAGCUCGGCCUCAAGCUCGAGCUCGAGCACCAGCUCCAGCUCGAUGUCAAUGUCGCAGGUGCGGGCAGUGGCUGCCGACGGGGUGGCGCUGGUGGCUAUGAGCGAGGAGACGCCGGUGAAUGUGGGCGAUGCGAGUACGGUCGGGCGUGGCCGGCAAGGAUGGAGUGCAACCGGAACGUCGACAGCGUCAACGGCGUCGUCCGACUCGAGAUCACCAUGUGAGACGUCGUCGAGCUCUUCGGCGACGUCCGGCGAUUUGUUUGGGCCGCAAGCGUGGCGGGCUGUGGUCGAACAGCAAGAGGAGGAAGGUGACGACAAGGUCGGGCUGGCUGAAUCGUCGCUGGCGGUGGUGAUGCACAACCCGAAACUGCGGGAGCAGCGACUGGCCGAGGUGGAGCGCGAGCUUGCCAGCGCGGCUGUUGUGGCCAAGCAGGCGUCUGUGGCUGUGUCACAUCACGGGUUCUCGCCAAAGCGGAUGGUGCAGGCGAAGCUCGGAGCGCUGUCGAUCAACGAGCGGUUCCGGCGUGCACUGUUGAUGAUUGUGCUCUUUACGUACACACCGACGAUGAAUUUGAUUCUGGCGAUGCUUCGGUGCCGCGCGCCCUUCCCGGAGGAGGAACACGAGCAGCUGCUUGUGGCGGACGUGACGGUGCAGUGCAAGGACAAGAACGGGGCGUGGAACCCGCAGUACUUUCGCUAUCGGGUGGUAGCGUUUGUGCUUGCGGGGCUGUACGUGUAUGCUCUGCCUGUGGCGCUGAUGCUUGCGCUUGUGGUGCAGCGGAUUCGGCGAAGGUGGCUUCCGCAGUGGGCCCAUGGCAUGCUUGGCAUGUUGCUGUUUCCGUUUGAGCGGGCGUUCUUCAUGUGGUCGCCGUGGCUAGAGUUGCGCAAGACGCUGGUGGUGUCUGUCCUUCAGCUCUCGGGCGAGGAGCCGGACUUUACGCGGAUGCUCUUGCUUGUGCUCUUUACCUUUUUCGCUAUCUUACACCUCAUGUUUCGGCCAUACCUCGACUCUGCGCUGGACAUGCUGGAGACGCUGACGCUUCUGAUGCUGCUGGUGACCGCAAUGCUGGCGACGGUGGCGUGGACGCAGUCGGAGACGGCGCUGACAGAUAGCGAGGCAAACCAGCUCGCGUUUGUCCUCGAGUACUUUCCGUACGGCAUUAUCGCGCUCUGCGUCCUGUACAUUCUGUGGUCGCUCUUGCACCCGCACCUUGACCGCAAUGUGUUUGGCCGCAAGCUCACACCGAAUGCCAAGCGCGAGGCUGAGCGCGAGGCCAAGCUCGAGCGGGCGCGGCAUGUUCUCCAUCCGGCCCAUGACGCUGAUGACGCACAGGGCGCCGAAGACGUCGAUGACAUCCUCAAGGCGCUCGACGAGGUCAUGCUCCACGGCGAUGGCCUGCUCGACAGCGUCGACGAUCUCGCCGCGCUUGCUGUGGCUGGCGCCGCGGAUGCCUCGGCGUCAUCAACGCGCAGCCGCAGUAGCAGCGGCGGCGGCGGCUCGCUCACUUUCAUCACUGCAUCGACCGACGAUGACGACGACGGCGGCGAUAGUGGCGUGCCAUUUGCAAGUGUCCAGCCGUCGACCGACGACAAUGGUUUCAACGGCGGGUCGUCGUCGACUGAUAUGUCAUCGCAGCUGGAUUUGACAGGCGGCGGACAGUAUGUGGUGUGACAACACAAGCGAUUUAUACAGUCAUGAGAUCGAUGGAUGGCGUGGGUGGGUUAUAUAGAUUACAAGAAGCUUGGCGCGC
This is a messenger RNA of Thecamonas trahens ATCC 50062, 9388 nucleotides long. Its product is annotated as polymorphic outer membrane protein. The transcript has 2 exons. The record is from RefSeq and is a predicted model, not a curated record. The coding region runs from base 1 to 9309 and encodes 3102 amino acids. Lineage: Eukaryota; Apusomonadida; Apusomonadidae.